This is a messenger RNA of Salvia hispanica, 1204 nucleotides long. NCBI's taxonomy places the organism in Eukaryota, Viridiplantae, Streptophyta, Magnoliopsida, Lamiales, Lamiaceae. The record is from RefSeq and is a predicted model, not a curated record.
CCCAACUACAGUUGCAAGAUGGAGUAGUAUUUCAUCAUUUCAAGGCAAUUGUAAAUCUAAUUAUCCAAAUAUAAAAAAAAAUCUGCAAAUGGGGAACGCUCUAAGGUUCCUGUCCGCCAAACUCUGCGAACGAUCCGAUUCCGGCGACGUCACCGUCGGAGUUUCCGCCCUCGCCCACGAUCUUUACAACUUUGAAAUCACCAACCAGGUUCCUCGAGAACUGUGUAAGCAUGUUGUUUCCUCCAGAAAAGCUCAAUGCAAGUGGUACAAGAAUCUAGCCGGAGCGUGGAGAGAGACAAAACCACCACCUAAAUCAGCGGAAGAAGCCUCCCGGCUCGUGAUUCGGACUCGCAAGAGACAUCAAAAGGCCGAUGUCGAGGGUCUCUUAGCUUACUAUGGCCUUCCUCUGCCUCACUCUUUGGUGGAGCUCACCACCUGGGCUCCUCCGUCCGAGCCUCAAGGUCUCAUGUUCGAAUUACAUACGAUACCAGUAGACCCGAGGGCUGUGGCGGAUGGCGAUACAAUAACUGUGUACGUAAGUGUUGCGGACCCUAGGGAGUCUGCUAAUGUUCCUAGACUAGUCCAAGUUGCAGCUGAUGAAAAAGCUAAGGCUCGUGCGAGGAGGAACUAUGGUGAUGCUGAUGAACUCCACAAGCUUAUUAUUGAUGCUGGAUACAGGGUGAUAAAACUUCAAAAUGAGGAGGUUCUUGCCAAAAAAUACAGAAUACAGCUAAGGGGAAUUGAUGCACCCGAGCGCGAAAUGCCAUUCGGACAAGAAGCCAAGGAAGAACUGGUGAAAAUUGUGCAGAAAAAGUGUCUAAGAGUGCUUGUGUUCGGUGAAGAUCGUUAUGGUAGGUGCGUAGGAGAUGUAUAUUGCAACGGCGUCUUUGUUCAGGAGUUGAUGAUUAAGAAGGGGCUAGCAUGGCACUACAAAGCCUAUGAUCGACGUCCGGAGCUGGAUAAGUGGGAGAAAGAGGCUCGUGCAAAACGGGUGGGUUUAUGGUCGGCUCUGAACCCGGAGACGUCGUGGGAGUGGAGGAAGGACAGACGUGAAAGCAGAUAGAUUGCUUUCCAUCUUGGUCUAAGGAAUAGAAUGUGAUUAUGUUGCACUUAGGAAAUGGUAUUGAAAUCUUUUGUUUCUCCUAACAUAUUAGAGAUAUGUAAUUAUGCUCAAAACCUCGCUCAUUUUCAAGAUCCACAUGAG